AUCCUGUAGUACUGCCCGUUGAAGUGCAUUGGAAGCAUGGUUCUAUAAUAUUGCUCUUAUAACAAGAAUUAUGUUGUAUACCGUUCUGUUAAUUAUUCAAUAAAUCGGUGUUCAGUGAAUAAAAUUAUUCCACAAGAGUCCAAUUAAGAAGAAGCGAAAGACACAAAAGAAAAUUAUCACUUAUUCGUAUAGGUACACCGAAAUGAGCUUCCUUAUAUAAGGAAGUACAUGUUAAUGAAGAUUCAGUAAUAUUUAUAACAGUGCAGUGCGAAUAGAACCUAUCCUAUAAUUAUUGUUAAUUUAAUCAAAAUAAUACAAGACUAUGGUCUUCAUUAAUUGAACCAGUGUAAAGGAAAAAAUUAAUUUCUGUACAAAAAUUUGCUUAGUUAUCUUAAAAUAUGAACCAUGGGUCUCUUAACAUUAUCAUGGUUAACGGAUGGAACAAUGUUGCUUUUAACAAUAAUCAUCGCAGCCUAUUUUUACGUGACACGAAAUUUUCAAUACUGGAAGAAACGAGGUGUUUUCGAAAUCCCACCAGUGCCAUUUUUUGGAAAUUUUGCAAAAUAUUGUACGUUCCAAAUGUCUCCUGCUCACCUGUUUAAGAAAUUGUACGAUCAAGGUGAAAAUUUUCCGUAUGUGGGAAUUUAUAUCUUCGACAAACCGUACCUUCUUCUGCGAGAUCCAGAAAUUAUCAAAAGAGUUCUUGUUCAAGAUUUUCAUAUAUUUUCUGAUAAGUUGUCUCACUCGAGUAAAAACGACAAUAUCAGCAAUAAGUGUCUUUUUUAUAUUGAUAAUCCCUAUUGGAAAUAUAUCAGACCAAAAUUUUCAAAUUUGUUCUCUGGUGCAAAAUUGAAGAGUUUGGUUGAGAAUGUACAAGAUGUGCUAACAGAUUUCAACAAUCACAUGGAUUUACUAAAAUUGGAAGGUUCUGGAAAAAAAGUGGACAUAAGAGAUCUCACUGAUAAAUUCACAUUAGAUGUGAUUGGUCUUGCUGCAUUCGGAUUAAAAUUAAAUAGUCUGAGAGAUCCGGAUGCUCAAUUUCGGAAAUUUGCAAGGAUGAUGUUUGGAUACGAUAAUUUGAGAAGAGCUAUUGAACUUACUUGCGUAAGUGUAGCACCUCAGCUUGCGACGUUAUUUGAUUUUCGAUUUUUCGAAAAACAUUCCGCUGGCUUUCUACGAAAAACUUUCGAAGAGAUCUUGGAUGAAAGAAAGGCAAAAAAAAUCAAAAAUAACGAUUUGAUAGACUUGCUAAUCCAGCUUAGAGAUAACGAUGAAAUUAGCGAUGAUUCUCAUGGGUUUAAAUUUGAAGGCGAUAAUUUAUUGGCCCAAGCACUGAUCUUUUUUGCUGCUGGAUCUGACACGUCAUCAUCAGCAAUUUCUUUUACAUUAUACGAGUUGGCCAAAAAUUUAGAUAUACAAAUAAAAUUGAGAAAUGAAAUUAAUGCUGCCAUUGAAAAAAAUAAUAAAAACUUAUCUUACAAAAUGAUAACAAACCUGCAAUAUCUGGAUAUGGUAAUUGCAGAAACACUGAGGAUGUAUACGACCAUCCCAGUUAUAGAUAGAAAAGCAACAAAAGAUUAUAAAAUUGAAGAAACUGGGCUAAUUAUAGAAAAAGGAACACCAAUAUUGAUACCAACUUUUGGAUUGCACUACGAUCCAAAAUAUUAUUCUAAUCCAAAUGUCUACGAUCCGGAAAAUUUUUCGGACUUCAAUAAAUCAUCCAGAAAUCCAAACGUUUACUUGCCUUUCGGAAUUGGUCCGCGAAACUGUAUCGGAAUGCGCCAAGGAGUUUUGCAAUCCAAACUCGGUGUCGCUCUAAUAAUUUCCAGAUUCGAAGUGACACUUCUGCAAGAUACUUCAGUGGAACUCAAUCCAAAAUCAUAUUUUACUUCAAUGAAAGGAAGACUUUUUUUGAAUAUAAGAAAAAUUGAUACAAAUAAGUCGAAUUAAGAAAUUUGAUGUUUUUGGUGAUUUAGUUAAUUUUUGCAGUAAUUUGUAACUAGUGCAUGAAAAA
Messenger RNA from Belonocnema kinseyi, 2014 nucleotides. Its product is annotated as cytochrome P450 6k1-like. The transcript has 5 exons. NCBI's taxonomy places the organism in Eukaryota, Metazoa, Arthropoda, Insecta, Hymenoptera, Cynipidae. Gene Ontology annotation, molecular function: iron ion binding; heme binding; oxidoreductase activity, acting on paired donors, with incorporation or reduction of molecular oxygen. Bases 406 to 1950 code for a protein of 514 amino acids. The record is from RefSeq and is a predicted model, not a curated record.